Messenger RNA from Syngnathus acus (greater pipefish), 1692 nucleotides. RefSeq names its product nucleoredoxin-like protein 1. The record is from RefSeq and is a predicted model, not a curated record. Bases 1062 to 1664 code for a protein of 200 amino acids. Gene Ontology annotation, cellular component: mitochondrion. NCBI's taxonomy places the organism in Eukaryota, Metazoa, Chordata, Actinopteri, Syngnathiformes, Syngnathidae. Gene Ontology annotation, biological process: photoreceptor cell maintenance. The transcript is spliced from 4 exons.
GGAGAAGCGCUCCAUCAAACCGCCUCAGUUGUGAUGAUGUCAAUAUGAGUCUUUUAAUUAGUGGCUGCUGGUGCAUGGCUGCGAGCACACAGGUGACACCAAGCUGCAGUCGGCCUCUGUUAUUCUCAUCCUUCACUGCGAGAGUCUCCUAUAGUCACUCUUCACUUGUGAUCUAUGACUGUGCAAGCUUCUGUGCACUUUCACAAUAUUUGUAUCAGCCAACAAAAUGGCUACAUGUAGUCUGACCGCAACCUAUUAGGAGCAUUGAUGUGUUUGUGUUCCCCGUGUGUCUUUCUGUUUCCAUAUACAACUGCAGAGGUUUAUGUGAGCCAGACUAAUCCUAUUAGAUCUCUCUCCUCACCUCUAUAUUUAACUCAGCCCUUUCUCUGAGAUUAACGCAGGUUAGUUUUCAGCAAAAGGCUCCACAGAUCAAUAGUCGCUUUUCGGCGGUGGCGAUAGAACUGCGCCGCAAUCAAACUAUUGACUUGUGCAGUUCAUUCCCGUGAUGCCCUGCAUCUUGCCUGUCACAUCAUCUUGAUAAGAGGAUGCAAAAAGAAUCAUUGUCAUGCUCGGAGGGAUAAAUGACUGACAUUGGUAAUGAGUGACAAGCCAGGUAGCACGGUGUGGCGAUGUGAGGAGAUUGUAUCUCAGUUUAUGUUAAAAUGUUUCUUUUGGCUUGUGUCUUGUCCUCACCCUGUCAACCAGUUUAUCCCCUUUCUUCAUUCUUGUUGUCCUCCCUUCUUCUGCUGAAGUAAUAAGAUUGCCACUCCUGAGCCGGAGUAUUUAGAGUCCACACAAUGACCUCUGCUCUGCUAAAUUACAGCACGGACACACCCACUUGUAAUCUCCGUCUGUAAAUCCUGCUGUCGUUUGAAUUCAAAGCACCGAGCGAAGAGACGAGACUCUGAAAGGGAAAAAUAAAAAUGGGCUGCGGUGAAAGGGAACAAGGCUGAGGAGGAGAGUCAACAAAUCAAAGAUGAAUACAAAGGCUUGGAGGAGAAAGUUGGGCUACAUUUGAGACAAGGAGAUUCAAGAGGAAUCUUCUAUCCUUCUCUUCCAUCAUGGUGGACUUUUUCCUCAACCGAUGUCUGGUGGAGAACAACUGGGACCAGGAUGAGCUCAACACUGAGCGGGAAAUUGUUGGCAUUCUGGAAAACCGCAUCCUCAUGCUGCUCUUUGCAUCGGCAGAAUGUGACAAGUGCUGGGAGUUUGUGCCUGUUCUCAACGAUUUUUUUAAACGACUCAAAGACCCGGCUUACAUUGAAUAUCCCAGACUGCUGGCGCUCAUUUACAUCAGCUUAGACCAAUCAGAGGAACAGCAGGGAAGAUUUCUCAAAGAGAUGCACAAAAAGGUUCUGUUUCUGGCCUUUGAGGACCCGUACCGGAAGGAACUCCAAGCCAAGUUCAAGGUGAAAGAUGUACCCACCGUGGUGGUCCUUCGUCCAGAUGGCUCCGUCCUGUCCCCGAAUGCCGUUCAAGACAUUUAUCGUUUCGGUUCCGAGUGUUUCCACAGCUGGCAAGAAUCGUCAGAGCUGGUUGAAAGAAGCUUCAUGCUCAACGAGGAGUUUGACAACUUGAAUAUGCGCAGCGCCACCGACCCUGUGAGGAGGCUGAAAUACAAGACGGAUGAUGACAAGAGGAAAAAAAGAUGGUGGAGGUUGUAAAGGAGAGAGAAAGCUAAUGAAGAAAGUG